Kwoniella mangroviensis CBS 8507 is the source of this 5676-nucleotide messenger RNA. RefSeq lists its product as uncharacterized. The record is from RefSeq and is a predicted model, not a curated record. The transcript is spliced from 6 exons. Bases 1 to 5676 code for a protein of 1891 amino acids. Lineage: Eukaryota; Fungi; Basidiomycota; Tremellomycetes; Tremellales; Cryptococcaceae.
AUGGCUACUGCAAGUACCACCGUACCUUUGAAAAUGCCUGCACCGGCUGUGGCUGCGGCUGCCAGCGGAUCUGGCACUCGCAGAGCUGGGAAAGAGAAUACGAGAUCAUCUAGAAGGAGAUUGGGAAGUACGGGUCCACCGGUCAUUCUCGGUGGCGGUGUAGGUGCUAUUGCCAAAGCAGCUGAAUUAGGUGUGCAGAAUCUUGAUCCAUAUACAACAUUGUACAACAAACCUGCUAUACAUCAACAACCACCACCACCACCACCACCACAGCAGCAGCAACAUUCGCGUUCAGUCUCACCUGCAGCACAUAGACCAUUAUAUUAUCCCAACAAUCCAGCUUAUCCUUCGCCUAAAUCACCGUUAUUCUCCAGUCCGACAUCGACCUUGCAAUCCUCAAGUGGUGGGUCAACAGAGAAAAGUGAUAGUGGAUCGAGUAAUAGCAAACGGAGCAGGUCUCCUGGACCCAAUUCUCAUUCAGCUGUCGCUAUUGCCAGUGCAUCCACGAUUUCACUGUCCACGACGGCUUCGACAUCUUCAAGAACGUUGAAAACCCCUCAUUCAUCAAAGACUGAACAUAACCCAAUCAUAGCUUCCGGUUCUGGCAUACUGGACUCAUCGUCACCAUCACCUGCGGUAUCUACCGCUGCUCAGCGAGCCAAAUCAUUCCAGCACCAGUCGCCCACACCCAAUAGAACACAGGUUCCAGCCACGGCCCAAGGUCCACUACCUCCCACACCCCUCAUAACGGAUAUGAACAAUUUCAGAGGCUCAACGAAACCACUCAACAUACCACCAAAUCGAGGUAGGACACCACCACCUUUGGAGGUGACGGAGAAUCGCCUCAGUCAGAAUUGGGUACAUAUAGAUGAUACAGAUAUCGACACAAAGCCAAAAAGCACUACAGUCAUCGAGGAGAAGCCCGUCAUCCCUGCAAGAAGUAAGACGAGAUUACCGACAGCUAAGAUGGUACCGGUGAAGAAGAUGAGCAGUGAUAUAGCACCAAGCGAAGGUAGACCACCUUUGGAAAGGAAUCAGACGGCACCGCCUCUCUCACCUACUCCACUACCCCAAAAAGGUGGUCGGAAGUCACUAGACCAUUUGAGGAGUAUCAGUCCUUCACCUGCAUCCAGGCAGGCAUCACUCAGUACGCCACCUUCAUCCCUUAUGGAUAACGCUUCGGCCGGUGCUUCAAGUUCUGCAUUCAAAAAGGCAGAGAAACCACCGAUGUUCAGUCGACGAUCCGAAGAGAUGCUUAGAAAGUCCACGGAGGCAGCACCUACUAAGAAAGAGAUUCGAGCCAUGCAGCAGCGGACCUUGGGAGUGGCUAGUACUGCAACUCCAAAUCCACCAGCUGAUAUGGACCGGAAACCAAACGGUAUCUCAUUGAAGAAGAGUUCAGGAGCACUGAAAGCUUUGUUCCAACGUAAGGACAGUGGGAAAGGUAAAGAGAAGGAGCGAAGCGAGACUCCACCUUCGCGACGACGACCAUCCGGAGACGAGCUACGCAGACCGUCGACUGACGAACUUAGAAGACCCUCCAUGGGCUCUCGGCCUACCCCUUCACCGGUUCAACAUCGCGAUUCUCCUGAAUCCCAAAGCAGAGCAUCGUUCUCGGCUGACCGAACGUUGUAUCCCGCUCCUCCACCCAUGUUACGUGCUGCCUCGACUGGUACCUCUCCAUUAUUGAAUGUUGCGGGUCCAUCUAGACCACGAAAUCCAUUUCGUGAAGCUCCUGCACCUCCUCAGACGGUAUCGCCAGUAUCAGCACCUUCCGAACAAUCACCAGAAACUCCUUCAGCCGAGAUGAUCCCUUCAUCGUCCUUGCCCUAUUUGAGCGCUAUGGCCAAUCGAGUAUCCCUAGCUCCACCAGCUGACAUCACACCUGCAUCAAAGAUAGAAGAUCUGACCGCUCAGGCAAAGCGAUCAGAAUCGUCCGCUUCAAUCACCAGGGCAUCUAGCUCCACGCCAAUCGAGAUCUCGCCCAUCAAGCAUUCGAAAUCACUCCAUCUCCUCUCAUUGCCAGAUCUCGAUUUAGACUUUGAUUUUGGAUUCGAAAAGUUCGCAGGACAUCCCAACCUUGCUGGGCCUCCUACGACACCUCGAAGAUCACCCAAAAGUCCCCGUAGUCCGUAUCGAAAGGCGAAAGCUUCACCCAAAGCUUCACCCGCUAGAUCUUAUUCCACCCGAUCACCAAGAGCGGCCCCACUUCCACCUAAAUUACAGAGGACUGCAUCUGAACGAAGAAGGUCACAAAGCUUUGAUGGACCAGCUGGGAGUAUACCUACGCUUGAUGAUUUCUGGAAAUCUUCCUCAGACAUGGGCGUUGCACUCAAUCCAAGCUAUAUCACACCUUCAGUAGCCAAAUUCUUCGCUUCUGCCUCAUCAUCUUCUGCACCCAUGCUCAGUCAAGGAUCACUCUCGCCCGAAAAGCCGUUACCGCCUGCUCCUGUUGUUCCAGAGUACGGUCCCGAUCGAUCACGGUCAAGAUCUAGCUCAUCCAGGAUUUCAUUUUCGGAUCAUGUAAGAACGCCUUCGAAUGCCUCAUCGACAAAUGAGACUCCUUCACCUUCCCCACCCCAUACACCACCUGAAAGGAAUUUGGAUGGAUUAGGAUUUGGUGAUAUCUCACCCGAAGGUACGGUGAUUGCUGAAACUUCAGCAGUUCCAGUUACUAUGGAGACCAAACAAGAACCAGUGGAAGAGAGGAAAUCUGCCCCUGCUGUUCUUAGCAUUGCACCUGACAUUCCGUUACCUCCUGCGCCUGAACCAAUUCUAGCGUCACCGGCAACGAUCGAAUCCGCCAAACCUGAAGAGAAGAAGGAAUUGCAAAAGUCUCGACAGAGAUCAAUGUCAUUGAUGAGCAAAAGUCAAAUUGUCAACCCUGAUCCAAGCUUCAAUAUUCGAAGUCUUGCUAUGGAAGUAGAGAGAUUGCUCUACUCCUUCAGAUAUCCAUCUACUGGUGUAACCUCUGCGGAUCGAGCCACGCUGUUACGGAACGAUCUACUGAAUUUGAUGCUUGAAGUUGAUAAGCGGGCUUAUGAUCCAUCGGAAGAACAGGCUUAUACGAUGCUUCGAGCGGCUUGUUUCGAAUGGGCGGAUGCCCUUUUAUUCGAAUUAAGAGUCGAACAGCCUGCCAAUGAGAGAGGUGCAUGUCUGGAAGGUUUGGCAGCGGUUGUUGAAAGCGCAUGCCUUUCCGAACAAGCUUUGAAGAAUAGCCCAAUUCAUCUAGCGAAGUUCACGCAGAUGAUGAUCAAGUGUAUGACGUUUGUCAUGAGUAAACUUGGGGCUAAAGGUGUUUUCCACAAUACUCUGUUAUUCAGUGGAAGGUUCCUUGCCUUUGCUUUCUUCAGAGUACCUCAUGUGGGUGAACAGCUUGUUACGGUUCUCCAACCGCCGAAAGGAGCUUUGAUGAGAUUUACGAAGAAUAUCAUGAUGGGUGUUCCAGCUUGUCCUGUAAAACCCGGUUACCCUCAACAUCUCCUUCCACUCUGCUUCGACAAUUCCAGAGCCUACAGUGCUCGUCUGGCUGCUUUAUCGCCUGAAUUCCCUACUGAAGAAGAAAGAGAUGCUUUCCUUUUCCAACCUGGGAACUGGUUACGACGAUGGCAAUCUGACGACUCCGAGCUAUUCCCAGCAUUUUACAGAGCCUAUCAUCGACAACUCGCCAUCUACCUUGGCCCGAUCAUACAAUACUACGAAGCUCUCAACCGACCUGUCCCAGCGUCUGAAUUGAUGCGAGCACCAGGAUACGCUCAUCUAGCCACUAUUUUUGCCAAAAAGUGCCAUUCAUAUAUCCUUGGAUCGGUCAAUGCGGUUACCACCUCGUCAUCGUCGACGAAUUUCGAGGCUACCGAAACUGCCGGGUUUCGAGGUAGUCAGAAACCACCUGUAUUGGAGACUGCGAAUAGAAGAUUGGUUGAAACCAUAUCGACUUUCGCGAAUCUUAGAGUGAUGAUACCUGAUUUCUCGACCAAGAAAGGUAGAAUGAUCGAAUGUGAUGGUACUCAGCUAUGGACAGACAUCAUUGAUGUAUGGACCAAGAACUUGAUCUCGAAGACCUCCCUCUAUGCUCCCAAAGGUGUCUUCUCGUUGUUCGAUAUGUUAGAUGGUAUCGUUGAUCCACCCUUUGAAACUACCGCUUCUGGGAUCGGAUUUGGUAACAACAAUAACGGCGUAGUCGAUAUUCAACAACAACCGAUUUACUCUUUGUUGGAUAUUCCCCAUCUGAUCUACGUGGUCAAGUUGAUCUUGACUGAAGGUGAACAUGCCUUGACUUUGGUCAAAGCUAUUGCAUUUGUCUUUACGCACUGGGAAGUACUUACUGCCAGAGCUGAAGAUAGAAAAGAGCUUUGUCUGGAAUUGUUAUUGCAGAAAGAUCUGUUUGAGAGAUUGUUGUUGUUCUGGUCGCAAUCUGUCAGAAGUUAUAUCCUUAGAUUGGUGGUCUUCCGCUUAGGUCACAUUCACACGAAGAAAGAGGAUAGUUCAGGACAUUUAGUAGAGAUCGAAUCAGUCAAGUUACUUCAAACCCGACUUGAUCGAAUCAAACGACGACAUGAUGAGCUUGAACCUAAACCUUAUGGCUUGGAUGAGGAGACAAAGGAAGAGCAAUUCGUGCCUACCACACCGGUAUCUGAAUAUGGCUUCAACGGGAUCCCAAGAAGCAAAUCUACGAUCACAAUGGUCGCUGAAUCUCCCAAAUAUAUGGCACCUGUCAACAAGGCUGAGAAGCUGUUGGGCUUGGGACUUGGUAUCGAUGGUCAAUCUGAAUCUCAUGGUAAAAUCCAAAACCAAGUUGAACAAGGUAAUGAUGUUACCGGUGGACCUGGAUCAUCAGGAAAAAUUGGUAAAGCUACCAACUGGUUGAAGAAGUCCUUCGGAACGAAAAAGAAGAGAAAGGAUUCAUCAUCUCCAUCACCACCUUCCAACACUGUAUCACCUAUGCUAGGCGAGAGUGAUGCUUCUUCCUCGUCUCCUUCCGCUUCGCCCAACAUCGGUACUGGUCAAUUCAAACCUUCGCCUAGGAUACCAGAGAUUCACACCAAACCGCCUUCAGCACCUUCUUCACCUGAACUUUCACCUACCGAAUUGACCGUUGCUCCAAGUACAGCGAGGAAAGGUAAACCACCUACGAUACUCACCGGAUCUCCAGCAGCAGGAGGUAAUACGGGAAGCAAGUCACCUAAUACAUUUUCAUUCGAAUUUGAAUUACCUACCACUUCACCUCGAUCAGAUACCUUUGAUCCUACACCUCAACCACAACCUUCUUCGCCAUCUUCUGCCGCGCGAAGAACCAGUCAAUCACCGCCUCCCCCACCUUCCAGUCCUGGCCGAACCGGCCCACCUGCUUCGCCGCAUAUGUCCAGAUCGUUCAGUAAACGAUCGAGCCUGCUGCCUCCCAAGACCGCCAGUGCGCUGGAAGGUCUGAUCAAAGAGGAAGAUAAAGAGAAAUUGAGAUCAUUAGAUUCGCAUUCGUCUUCUUUGAGCGCUGGUACCAAGGAAGAAGAUAAAGGGUAUGAUAAGAGGUUGCAUGCUUAUGCUAUUAGGAUGUUGGCUGAGUUGGAAGAUGCUCAGAAGGAGUACGACGAGUGGUGGUCUGAUGGAGGGGUUGGAAAGAUGGAUGGAGCACCGCCUAGAUUGACAGUAGCUUGGCCUUUCCAUGAUGGAGAGGAUUAA